Larimichthys crocea (large yellow croaker) is the source of this 2527-nucleotide messenger RNA. RefSeq names its product SH2 domain-containing protein 1A. Gene Ontology annotation, biological process: regulation of signal transduction; regulation of immune response. NCBI's taxonomy places the organism in Eukaryota, Metazoa, Chordata, Actinopteri, Sciaenidae. The transcript has 4 exons. The record is from RefSeq and is a predicted model, not a curated record. The coding region runs from base 152 to 550 and encodes 132 amino acids.
GGUGGGACAAAGUGCAACACACAUAAACUGCAGCUGCAAGACAGAAAAGUGUGAAAACCAGAAAACCUUUUCCUGCCUCUCAGCCUGUUCUCACACUUAUCUGCUGCAGUCUCAGCCCUCAGUGCACAGGAGUACCUGCCUCUGAAGCAACAUGGAGAGGGAGGGGAUGCUGGUCCGGUCUAUCUAUUAUGGGAGAAUUGGAAGUAAAGCCACAGAGAGACUCCUGGAGAGGUUUGGACAUGAGGGGAGCUUUCUACUGAGAGACAGUGAGACAAUGCAGGGAGCCUUCUGUCUGUGCGUGAGGAGAGCACCGUACGUGCACACCUACAGGCUUGUACGCUCCGCUGACGGCUGGUGUCUUCAGGAUUCUGGAGUCCGACUGCAGAGUUUUCGUACUCUGGAAACGCUGAUAGAGAACUACAGAAGGGUUGCAGCCUCCAGUGUCAACAUAGCCCCUCUUACAGAUCCACUGGAUAAAACACAGCUACCAUACAUCAGCCCUGAAGAGUUUGUCUACAUGGAAACAUGCAGCAGCAGCAGCACAUGUUAAGGCCAACAACAUCAUUCAUCAGGGAGACAAACAAGAUGACAAAAACAUGAAAUACAUGACACAUCAAGGACCUGUGCUCUACCUGUCAUAUUUAUGCUGCUUCAGUAUUCAUGAAAGAAAACAUGCCCUGGUUGUAUUGCUUGACGAGACGAUGCAAAAGAGGCCAAAGUACUUAAAGUCACCAUGUCACCAUAUUUUACACCUUUGUGGUUGUGUAUUGUAAUUUUUUUUUAUAUAUAUAUACAAACACAAAGAGAGUCGGCGUGUUUUUGUGUUUUUCAUCUGUUCGAGGAAGUCACACUUAGGUACAGUGAUCUGUGUGGUUUUCUGCCGAUCUUUUAUCAUAUUUGAAGCUACAGUAGCGACACAGGAAAUGUAGCAGUGGGGGAAAGGUGGAUCAUAAAAAGUUUUGUGGGCACACUCAUUCACCGUGUGACUUUAUUUAUUCAUUCAAUUUCAAGUUUUUCUCUUGGACAGCUCAUGAGUUAGUGUUUAUCUUCAUGUUCCAUUUAAGAAGUGUUAAACACAGUGUCCUUUCCUGACAGUUCCUCUUAACUGCUGAACUCAUGAUCAUACAUGACUUCACAGUAAAUGUCAAAUGUGUCUAAUCUUGACACUUGGGCUGCAUUUCAUGCUUACUUGAAAUCUGUACUUGUGCCUCUGUCAGUCAUAUGCAAAAUGCAGUGUGAUCAACUUUGGCCCGUGGGGAGGGGAGGUGCUAUUUUUACCAUGACUCACAUUGGACUUAAAAUGAGACGAAUAUCACUGUGCUGAAACAAAGGGACUUUUUGUCAGUCUGAGCUUAACACAACAACCAAGUUAAUAUGCAUAACACCUGUUGCUCUGAGGCUGUUAACAUUGGAGUUUUACAUUAGCAUGUCAAUUUAUUUUAUGUGUAUGUGAUCUGUGUUUGAUUUCUCUGGUCUUAUGUUAAACAUUUCAGUUUGUUUGGCUCAGUCAAUCGCAGGCUUUUUACAAUACUGUGGUCUGUCUUUCUAAUCACAUGUCGAGGAAUUACAGAAAAAAAAAACUCAAACAAAAGCUAAACUCUUUCUCUUGUGUAGGUUAGCAACAAGUGCUACAGUCUACACGUUUAUUCUUACUUAACUGUUGUGAUAUUAUUAACUGUUACAUCUGCACAUCAGCUUCUUCCACUUCAGUUUAGGAGGUGGUUUUAGAACUUAGAAAGAGACCUGUACUUUUGCAGAUAUUAAAAUGAAGUCCCAUACUGACUUGUUGGUUCUGAGUGCAGACCUUUACAGGAAUAGUUCAGUAUUUUAGGAAACAUCAAACUUUGCAUGAAGACUGGGAAAAGGGGAAACAGCCCUUUGCAAAGGUCAAAAUCCACCUACCAGCACUCCCUACAGUAUUUAACACAUCAUGUUUGUUUAAUCUUACAUUUUUUAUAGGAAGUUUUGUGCCAACUUAAAGUUUUCUAUUGACUGACUUAUAGUUAAGCUUUAGAGGUGCUUGUAGGUGCUGGUUGUGUUACCAUUGGACAGAAUGAGGCUUGCUUGUUGGGCUGAACUAAGCUUACCAUCUGCUGGCAGUAGCUUCAUGCACUGUAUGUAAGGUUAAAAAGCCUUUAUCCCAGAUUGUUGUUCACAUUUUUUUUAUGUGGUUUGAUUAUAUCUUUAUGCUUAAUUUGCAUUUUUGUAUUUUUUCUAUGUUUUGUCUAAGUGUUGAAGUUUUGCUUUUGCUGUGAACUGCUCCCAUUGAACCACUCUGUAUAAAUAAAGGCUGAAUAAAUGAAUUAAUUAAAUGAGAAAAUGAUAAUAUAUUGUAUCACUCUUUAUUUCACAUGCAAAAAGGUCUACACAUGUUGUAAAAGCACUAGAUCAUAAAUAGAUCUAAAGUUCAAGACCAGCUAACCAGGGCAGCAGAGCAGUUUCAUCAAAACUCAGUGAUGGACACGUUCUCUUCCGUUUAAAUGAAUAACCAAAAAAGUUCAGAAGUCAUUUGAGUUCCAUGACUAAG